AUGAAAAGACUUUUUAAGCGUAAUACAAGAAAGUAUGAUGAUCAUCACAACUCCUUUGUUGUGUCUUAUAACGCUAUGAAGCCCCAAUGGCUUCAAGAGCAGCGUAAGGGUUUACACUUAUCUGCUGACGAGCAGAACAUAAUCCUUAACAAUCAGCGCGGAGCUUUAGAACAAUUAAUUCUAGCUAACGGUCUCGACACCGCGCAAUACCUGAGACUCUUUCCUCUUCCUCUCCUCCAAGAAAGCGACCUUAACCUUCAACUCCUUCCACAUGAGAAAGAGUUGGACGAUGCCUUCUGUAGGGAGAUAGGGAAAAUCGUUCCAUACCUUCAGAACUCCACCAUACAAGGUGUUGAGUCUUAUAGACGCGCUUUAGACUCCGCAAUGCUUUCAAUUGCGAAGAACAGCUCUCGGAAAGACAUCCUUGAUAAGCUUGCAGCGCCAUAUUUAGCCACCCUACUCUCCAAGGAGUAUGGGUUAGUUAAGUCUUACUAUGAGACAAGUCUCACUCACACACACCUGAAUCCUCAAUCUUCCCUCCUCGGAAAUCUAGACCUUAUCAUACGUCUUAUGGAAGAUGAUGGCUUGCGGGCCAAUAUAGGAUCAUCCAUUACACCACCUAAGCAGAAUAACCACCCCGUAGGGAGUUAUUCGACUCGCUUUGAGGACUAUGUCCUCCGCAUAGAUGGGAUACGCAUGGAUUCUAUCGAAAUGCACAAUAACCAUGCAUUACGGAACGAACGAAGACGUCAGUUCGUCUCCGGGUUGGAUGAAAAUCUACGUAUCCUUGUUGUACCCCCUGGGUAUGACUGCCUUUGGCAUUCUUUCAAACAGGCGUACUUCAAUGGAUUUACUAGACUACACCCAACCGUGCCCUUAUUUGGUAAGAAACCAAAUUCUAAAACAUUACCUCAAUGCUUUUUGGGGGGAUGUUGGAGGCAACGCCUCCAGGCAUAUGUAUAUAAACCUCAUCCUCACUGA
This is a messenger RNA of Strongyloides ratti, 981 nucleotides long. RefSeq lists its product as hypothetical. The transcript has a single exon. The coding region runs from base 1 to 981 and encodes 326 amino acids. NCBI's taxonomy places the organism in Eukaryota, Metazoa, Nematoda, Chromadorea, Rhabditida, Strongyloididae. The record is from RefSeq and is a predicted model, not a curated record.